Messenger RNA from Lates calcarifer (barramundi perch), 3391 nucleotides. It is a transcript of the gene tlr3, whose product is annotated as toll-like receptor 3. Gene Ontology annotation, cellular component: membrane. Gene Ontology annotation, molecular function: transmembrane signaling receptor activity; protein binding. Lineage: Eukaryota; Metazoa; Chordata; Actinopteri; Centropomidae. The record is from RefSeq and is a predicted model, not a curated record. Gene Ontology annotation, biological process: inflammatory response; immune response; toll-like receptor signaling pathway.
UUGACACGACUUCGCCUGGUCACCUUAUGGGUUACCGUGCUCCUUACCAAUGUUUGGACCCAUUUUGAUCAGAGAGUAUUGGAACAGGCAUUGGCAAUAUUAAAUAUCCUCGUAUACUUGUUUGUAGGAUGUAUGAAUGAAAGGGUUAAUUCUCUAUUGGAUCCAGACGCCGAUGUGGAAACGAAACCGGAGCCGACAUUGUCUCAUUUCCUUAUUUUCUUACUUUGUUGCUACGGUGCCUGCUUCAUAAGUACCCACUGAGACUCUUGUCUGCCUUCCCGAAGAAUAACGCUUGUGGUGCUGGAAACAGUUUUAAAUCUAUGAAGCCUGGGUGCAACAGAUAAUAUGCAACAUUGGCAACAUUUGGUUUUUGGAAAAAUGUGUGCCCCUCGUUCCCUUCUCCUACCAUGGGUCAUCAUCAUAUGUUAUUUUGUGUGCCAUUGUGUGGCCUCCAUAAAGAAGACAUCCUGCCAUGUGCAAGACGGCAGAGCUGACUGCAGCCACCUGAGCCUCAGCAUGAUCCCUCCGAACCUUCCCAGGAACAUAACUAUCCUGGAUAUGUCUCACAACAGACUGAAGGAGGUUCUCCCUGUGUCACUAAACCCAUACCCAGGACUCCUCCACCUUGAUGUCAGUUACAAUAGUAUUACCAAGCUGGACGCGCAUUUGUGCCAGACACUGCCCCUCCUGCAAGCAUUGUACCUGGGACACAAUGAAGUGCAUUUGUUGAAGAAGGAGGACCUGAGCCACUGCACCGGUCUAAUACGGUUGAAUAUGGCUAGUAAUCGACUAAAGCUUCAAGGAGAGCCCUUCUCUGGACUACAGAACCUGCAAUUUCUUGAUGUUUCCAUGAACAAACUGCUGUCAGCCAAGCUUGGCUCUCAGCCUCAGCUGCCCAGCCUAGUGAACCUCAAUCUGGGAUUCAAUGACUUCACUGCUCUGAGGAAAGAUGACUUUUCUUUCCUUGGCCAUUCAUCCUCCCUGCAAGUUCUCAGUCUGUCAUCUGUGCCUCUAAAAACAUUGGAACCUGGUUGCUUUAAGCCCAUUUCAGGCCUACAUACUUUAAUCAUGGAUGGGAGCAAAAUGGGCACUCAAGAUAUUUCCAAAAUCUGCUUAGAGCUGUCAGGGACAUCCAUUGAUGCCCUGUCUCUUCGGAAUAUGAAGCUGGUCACACUCACAAACAAGACAUUUGCAGGGCUGCAGAUGACAAAUCUAACAUUUCUUGAUCUGUCCCAUAACGGAAUGGGUAAAAUUGAGGAGGGCUCAUUUAAGUGGUUGUCAAAACUUCAGACUCUAACUCUGGCCAACAACAACAUCAAGCACCUGACCAAGGACACAUUUCAGGGGCUCAAAAGUUUGAAAAAACUUCAACUGACAAAAGCUCUGGUGAAAAGUCAUACCUCCUCUACACCGAUUAUCGAUGAUUUUUCUUUUCAACCUCUAAGUGCUCUGGAGAUUUUAAUGCUAAAUGAAACUGCAGUUCGGGAAAUCACGGAGCACACCUUUACAGGCUUGAAAAAUCUUCAAGAACUUGAUAUGAGCUGGAGUAGUUGUGCAUCAUUCAGAAUCAUCACCAACAAGACCUUUGUCUCACUUGCAGGGUCACCUCUCAGAAUACUAAAUCUGACAGCAACAGCUAUAACCCAGAUUAAUCCUGGAAGCUUCUCCCUUUUGAGAAACCUCACCACUCUUCUACUAGAUUAUAAUUUUAUAGACCAGAUUCUCACUGGCAAAGAGUUUGAAGGCAUGGGUCAGGUUGAAGAGAUUCACAUGACCAAUAACCACCAGAAAGUCAGACUAAGCACAACUUCAUUUGUUAAUGUGCCCAAUCUUAGGGUCCUGACUUUGGGAAAAAGUCUUAACACCACAGCGGAGGGCCUGGAUGUGGAUCCCUCUCCAUUCAAGCCCCUGCUCAACCUCACCUUCCUGGAUCUCAGUAACAACAACAUUGCUAACAUCAGAGAGAGUAUGUUGGAGGGACUUGUGAACCUGAAGGUGCUGAAGCUCCAACACAAUAAUUUAGCCCGGUUGUGGAAGAGUGUCAACCCAGGUGGGCCAGUGUUGUUCCUCAAAGGGGCACAGAACUUGAUGUCCUUACAGAUGGAUAGUAAUGGGCUGGAUGAAAUUCCAGACGGAGCUCUGAGAGGUUUGAGUAACCUCAGUCAACUAAGCCUUGGAUACAAUCUCCUAAAUAGUCUUAAGGGCUCAGUUUUCAAUGAUCUGAAAUCAUUGCAGGUUUUACGUUUACAGAAGAAUCUGAUCACAACUGUGAGGCCUGAAGUGUUCAAAACUGUCAUGAGCAACCUCAGCCUACUUGUCAUGGACAAAAAUCCAUUUGACUGCACAUGUGAGAGCAUCCUGUGGUUUGUGACAUGGUUGAAUAAUACAAAUAUGACCACUGUGCCAGAUCUCAGGGACCAGUAUAGGUGCAACACUCCACUUGCUUACUUUAACCGCUCAAUCAUGGAUUUUGACACCCUCUCUUGCAAAGAUAUGACCCCAUUUCAGGCUCUUUACAUACUGAGCAGCACAGCUGUUAUGAUGCUGAUUGCAACAGCUCUUCUGGUACGGUUCCAGGGCUGGAGAAUUCAAUUUUAUUGGAACAUACUCAUCAAUCGUACAUUAGGAUUUAGUGAUGCCAAAGUUGAAGAGGGCAGGGAAUUCACGUAUGAUGCUUAUAUCAUACAUGCAGAGGAGGACAGCAGCUGGGUGGAGAGGAUGGUGAUCCCCUUAGAGAAUGAAAAGUGCACAUUUUAUUUGGAGGAUCGAGAUUCAGUCCCUGGGAUGUCACAGCUUGAAUCUAUUGUGGAUAAUAUGAGAAAGUCCAGGAAAAUCUUGUUUGUCAUCACUGAAAGUCUUCUCAAUGAUCCCUGGUGUAGACGAUUUAAAGCCCAUCACGCACUUCACCAGGUCAUUGAAGCCAGCAGGGACUCUGUGGUUCUGGUCUUCUUGCAGGAUGUGCACGACUACAAGUUAUCUCGCUCACUCUUCAUCCGCAGGGGCAUGUUGCGCAAGCGUUGCAUUUUGGAAUGGCACGGCCACAAAAGAGGGUGCCAGCCUUUCACCAGGAGCUCCUCAUAGCACUUGGCAUGACUAAUCGAUUGAGGGAUUGAUUUCAUAGAUAAUGGAAAAUUUGAGUGAUAAUAAUAAUUGCCAGAGUUUUGCAUUUGGUGUUUGUGUGUGUGUGUGUGUGUGUGUGUUUACAUUUGUGAAUGUGAGGCAAAUGUUCUACAGUGUUAUUUCAAAUCACAAUGUCAUGUAAAGUAUAAAGUAACAACAACAAAAAAAGAUUGUGAAUGCAGUUUAAUGAUGUAAUCUCCUAAUAAAGUGUUUGCUAAAAAGUUGGUUUGACAUUGAAAUAUGAAUUAAACCUUAUAUUGUAUGUAAGGUA